GUCAUAAGUUUCUUACCACUGAAGCAGGGCGUCCCUUGUGUCACGUGACAAGUGUGAGUGACACGGGGACAGAUAGAAAAGACUUUUUUGUCAGCUCGUGUACUGUUUGCCUCCCAGCUAAAAUGACGUGCAUCCGCCGCACAUGUAUAUGUCGGCUAAGCAGAACCUAGACGGUGGACAAGGAGAUAAGAGUGGGAAGAGUUGGCUUAAUGGUAGGAGGGUGCAUGGUGGCAUUUGGGAACUGAGAUUCUUACUGGAGCAGGAGAACUAAAAGUAUGAACGUAAGGAGAAGAAGCGCAAGAUGAGUUUUUACCACAUGAACACAGUCAACAGCAUUUUGAGUAAUCCCCUUUUUGCUGCUGUACAAGUACUAAUAGCGGUCUUCAUAAUCCGGUGGUGUAUAGUUUCGCAUCAACAGGAAAGGGGUUUCUAGGAAUGACAACAUCUGGUAGAAGUGAUAACACUUCAAAGAUGACAGAGCUAGUAGCUGUUGGCAGUGUCAAAGACCCAGCAAUAUGCACCAAGACAGUUCUGCAGGAACAAGACAAGGAAACAGUACCUCUGAAAAAGUACAUUACAAAGACUCUGAAGAAACACUGCAGCUGUGCACCAUCUCAGGCAAAACGACUUUUGUUUGAUUUCUUUCCAGUUCUGAAAUGGCUUCCCAAAUAUCGGUUUAGAGACUGGAUUCUGGGAGACGUCAUGUCAGGACUAAUUGUGGGUAUUUUACUAGUUCCGCAAUCAAUAGCAUAUUCUCUGCUAGCUUCUCAGGAGCCCGUUUUUGGCCUGUAUACCUCCUUUUUUGCUUGCCUUAUUUACUUCCUACUGGGGACGUCACGGCACAUCUCAGUUGGAAUUUUUGGUGUGCUGUGCCUAAUGGUAGGUCAGGUUGUGGACCGAGAGCUGCAGUUUGCUGGCUAUGAUCUUGACAGUACAGACCAAAACAGUCUUACUCAUGUUGAAUUGGGUAAUAGCACAAAUGUCACUGAAGGAGUACAGACUCUGAAUGCCUCUGCUGGGAUUCUGUGUAACAAAAGCUGCUAUGCUAUUACUGUUGGUGCAACACUAACCUUUAUGGCUGGAGUUUAUCAGGUUGUUAUGGGCCUUUUCCAAGUGGGCUUCAUCUCAGUUUAUCUCUCAGAUUCUCUUCUUAGUGGAUUUGCCACUGGUGCCUCCCUCACAAUUCUCACAUCUCAGGUGAAAUACCUCCUGGGCAUCAGCAUUCCACGCAGCCAUGGUGUUGGAUCGCUUAUAUUUACAUGGUACCACAUCUUUAAGAACAUUUACAAGACCAACAUCUGUGACCUCAUCACCAGUUUGCUGUGCCUUGCUCUCUUAGUUCCAGCCAAAGAAAUUAAUGAGUUGUAUAAAUCCAAGCUGAAAGCACCAAUUCCCAUGGAACUUUUUGUCGUUAUUGCAGCCACACUUGCAUCACACUUUGGAAAUCUAAAAGAAAAAUAUGGUUCUAGCAUUGCUGGUACAAUCCCUACUGGAUUUUUGCCCCCAAGUCCACCAGAUUGGAGCCUUAUCCCCAGGAUUGCUGGAGAUGCUAUAGCAAUUGCUAUUAUUGGUUUUGCCAUCACAGUUUCCCUUUCAGAAAUGUUUGCCAAAAAACAUGGUUACACAGUCCGAGCCAACCAAGAAAUGUAUGCCAUUGGCUUUUGUAACAUUAUCCCUGCUUUCUUUCAUUGUUUCACCACCAGUGCAGCCCUAGCAAAGACACUUGUCAAAGAGUCCACUGGAUGCCAAACCCAGAUUUCGGGAGUGAUAACAUCAGGACUUCUUUUGCUGGUCUUGCUAGUAAUUGCUCCACUGUUUUAUUCUCUUCAAAAAUGUGUUUUGGGGGUGAUUACCAUUGUAAAUCUCAGAGGUGCACUCAGAAAAUUUUUGGAUUUGCCCAAAAUGUGGCAAGUAAACAGAACAGACACUAUGAUCUGGUUAGUCACCAUGGCUUCUUCUGCCUUUAUCAGCACUGAACUUGGCCUGGUGAUCGGAGUUUGUUUCUCAAUGCUGUGUGUCAUAAUAAGGACACAGCAAGCCAGAUCCACAUUACUAGGCUGGGUUGAUGGAACAGAAAUUUAUGAAGACCAAGCAGUGUACAAAAACUUAUCUUCUGUACAAGGUGUCGAAAUAUUUCGAUUUGAAGCUCCACUUUACUAUGCUAAUAAAGAAUAUUUCAGAUCUUCCUUAUAUAAACGGACAGGUAUUAACCCUAUCUCACUGAUAUCUGCUAGGAAGAAGAUAGAAAAGAAACUUAGGGAACAAAACCAGACUGAUACUGCAAACCAUGACAGCAGUAAAAAGGUGGAUGUAGUACUGCCUCUUUGCCAUGAUGAGGCCAAGUUUCACACACUAAUAAUUGACUGUUCUUCUGUUACAUUUGUAGAUACAGUUGGGGUAAAUAUACUAAAGGAGAUUUUAAAAGACUUCAAGGAAAUUGGUAUUCAAGUCUUGCUUGCACAUUGUAAUCCAUCUAUCAUUGAUUCUUUACGCAGAGGUGGAUACUUACAGAAAGAGGACCAUAGUUUACUUUUCCACAAUAUCCACGAAGCUGUAUGCUUUUGCAAAAUCAAAGAUGUUGAAAAUGGAUAUUGUCCAGGUGAUGAAACUCGCUGCUAAGACACUGACUGAAAAAGUAGUUGUGAUGCACAACAUUUUUCUUUCAUGUUCUUUUCUGUUUAAUAAUGUUAUUUUAAAAUUCACAGAGCUUGUGACCUGUGAGUGCACCUGUACAGAACUUGCUGUAUUUAUAAGCAUUUAUUUACCAUACUUUCUGCAGUUUUAUAGCAGUACAUUUAAGGAAAGCCUAUACCAAACACAAGGAGAAAACCCCACAAAAUUACUUCUACCAAAGAAGUUGUCUUUUAUUAUAUAUUGACUAAUAUAUCUGUUUUGCUCUGCCAGAAGGGACUUUGCAGCACAGAAUUUUUUUGACUGAGCUUGUAAGAUUGCACUCUGUAUAAACUUGGCCUGAAGCCAUUACUUGGGUCAAACAUUUCUGUUGCAAGUCCAUUGGAAGCAGAACUGCUUGUCUGAAAUCCAGGCAUAUGUUGUGUGCAUCUAGAUGUGUGAUGUUUUGAAGUACAGUUUAGAUGAUCUUUUUAUGAACAGUUUGUUACAAGGAGAUUCUUGUCUGCUGAUUUAUCUGUAGCACCAAGGUUCAGGAUGCUGCACUUUUAGUACAUUUUCUACUAAUACAAGAGAAUACCAUAUAAUGACAGUACAGCAUAUAUUUUCUGUGUGAUUUUUGCCUCUCCUCCUACUAUCAGACACUUUCAAGGAGUCUCAGUGCAUCAGUGACAAAGCAGCCACUGACUAGGUUGAGAGUCAGUUGAAGGGAGUCAUCCUUCAAUCAGGCAUUGUUUGUGUCAUGGCUGUCUGUCCUUGUCACAGACCAUCUGGGUCAGCAGCCAUAAUGGCCUGCAGGGAAGGGCUAAUGUCAUUGUUGAUCUCCUCCCUGCCACAGCCCCUGCUCUCAUUAAUGCAGAUGGCCAAGGUGUUUCUACUGGUCGUUAACCCCUCCCAGAUGACUAACAUAUGCACCUGCAUCACCAUGGGAGCUGCUACACCUUGCUCAUGUGUAUUCUUGCUACUGCUAAUGUGCUGAUGAAUUCCUACAUCAACAACUUGGCACUGCCAAGUCCACAUCAGCAGUAUUUAAGUACUAUACAAGUCUCCAUUGCGUGGUGCUGACCAGAUCCACCUUUCUAUUUUUGCACAAUGGGCAAGCUUGAAUCAACUGCUCAAUUCCAUCACCCCCUGCUCAGCUUAUUCGGGACUUGAACCACUUCUUGACCUCAGGUCAUCUGUGUUGUUGUCAGGGUUUUAUCUUUCUGUGUCACAGAACAAGGUAAUGGCAAUAUUGCAUACUAAAUUUUCCUUUGACUGCCUUGCAGGAAAGCGUAAUACCAUGGAAUACUGCAUCCUGACAAAUUUCCCAGUAGUUAUUGAUUUAAGCAUUGUGUUGAUUUAUACAUAAAUAUGUUUCUGAAAUUUCAAAGCCAAACUUUUUUAACUUUGAAUAUGUCAUAAUGCACGUCUAAGCUGAUAACCUCCCCAGUCAGAUGUGCGCUUGUACCCCCACCCAGGAAUUUUACCUGGGCUCAGGACAAGAACUGCCUAAAGGGAACUGCCAUCCAGGAAGGUGUAUGUGUGCUUUGUUGCAUCCACAUUACCCCCAGUCCCCCAUCUCCCCAGCAGGGCAAGAAGGAGACCAUUCCUUCCAAUCUAGCCAUGACUGAGGAUACCCAAUCCCGCUUGCUGAGCAAGUCUUGUUUAACCCCUAGAUUGGGAUCCCAAAGGCAGGCCUAUCCUUUUAGUCUCAGGAGACAGGUACUCCAUCCAGUCGGCAGUUUGUAUUAUUCUGUCAUAGCUAGACGGGUGUUCUAUCCCCUGUUUUAUCCCCAGCUUACCCAUUGCUUUUGUAGUGAUAUAGACACCAAAUUAUCACAGGGAAUAAAGUGUUCUUCCCUGAUGUGUGUGUACUCAGAUAUACUUGCCCCCCUGAUGGCUAUGGUUACCAGCUUGAAAUUCAAAGCCCAUGUCACUUGGACAGCAGCUUUUGUGCAAGCCUCUGUUUGAACUGGAGCAUAGCCAGACUGGAGACUACCACUCUGUCCCCCAGAAGGGCAAGCCACCCCUGCCAGUCACUCCCAACCCCCCUCCCCACGCUAGCUGUUCUAGCAUUUGAGCGACUAUUCAAACUUAUUUGAUGUGAGCCAUAGUCAUGGUUUCAUCAGUAUAUGCCACAGAGCAGGGGCUUAUCAGAAUGUUUGUAUAUAAACUUAUUCCUGACUUCAGUGGUGGAAGGCCUUGGCAUCUACAGGGGGUAGCUGCUGCAGUGUGUUUAUAUAUAUAUAUAUAUAUAUAUAUAUAUAUAUAUAUAUAUAUAUAUAUAUAUAUUUGCUUCAAAGGAUUUUUAAACAAUUUUAACAUCUUGAAAAUGCUUUAUUAAUUAAGAAAUGAGACCAGGAUAUUGUUUUGAUUACAUGACAGUGACUGCUGGCAGCCACUGUGUAAACCUAAUUCUGGCAUAUUUAGCAGACGUUUUUUAUAUUAAUUACAAAGUUAACAACCUAGGGCAGCAAAGUAGUGUAUCAUUUUUGUUUUAGACAGCCACAUUUUAUUGUACUUAACUUUACAUUACUUUUAGUUGUUUCAUUAUAAUGCAGUUUAAAAGGUCAUUUCCAUUUCAGCUGUUACUGAUUUUUUUUUUUUAAAUUUUGUCCACUAGGAGAUCAUUUCUCAUCAUCUUAUAAAACUGUAUGUAAGCAUUUUAGUAUUUUCAGGUUCACAUUUAGAUGUUCUGCUCCAAGAAAAAAACAGAAAUAUGCCAGGGUGUUUCCAUUUGGUAAGAAACAAAAUAUAGGAAAUUAUUGAACAGGAGAGUGUUGUUUGCCAGUUCCAAAGAUACAACUGAAUCUUUUUUAGGGCAUUCUGAUGUCAGUUUAGCUUUUGAUUUAUAUAUUUAUUAUCUGUAUAAUAUGUUAUUUUAAGAUUUACAAAUUCAGAGAUUAGUGUAUAGCAGUAUUGAGGAUUAUUAAAUAUUUGAAGGAUUGGAAACAUGCAGUCGGCAGACUGCUAAAGGCAGCUGCUAGAUAUACUGUGUAAGCAGUAUGAAGCUCUGAAAUAAUAAAUGCCUUUUUCAUUACACACUAAUGACAUAUGGCUGAGAAUGGCAGAAAUUUGCACAUUGGCAAGGCUGAGGAAGAUCGAGUGUAAAGGGGCAGCAUUAUCCAUUAACUAGAAAGUCCAACAUACAGUACCUUAGUGACAGCUAUGGGCACUGAGUAAUUUAUUUAUUUAUUUUAUUUAGCAUUUGUCUACCGGGAAUGUUUGACUUGGAAUGAGCCAAUUUUCAGCGGAGGCCUGCAGAGAAAUGCUCCAGAUACAUGUCAUUGAAGACUGUCAAGAUACACAGGCAAGAGAAGACUGCCCAUAAAGACCCAGAAAAGAAAUCUAGUGGUGAGCAUUGAGUAGGUGUCUCUGCAUACCCCUUGGCUGAUUCCAGAACUCUGAGACUAGUAGUAUUUACAUAUCUGAUCAAACAAUCCCUGUUUAUUUCUGGCAUGAUAGGUUAGGGCUGUGAAGCUAUUACUUUAACUAGAUGUAGGGUUAGUAAUGAUGGAUUCCAAAUCUGAAGAUUUGGGAAAUUUUACAUAAAAUUGUACCACAAAUAUCCCAUCUUUGUUUUUGUUCUACUGCAAUAAAUUUAUAAAUUAGGCAAGCAUUCUGGGUUUACUGUAAUUCUUUACACCCAUCAUUAUCUGGAAGAGUCAGUAUGUUAACCUUUAAUCAUUAAACUUUUUGUUUAAAAGAACAAAUAUUCCAUUAUUUUAUUUAACUGUGAUAGAAAUGGAUGUUCUGUUUCUAGCCUGUUUUGUUUCCCAGUUGUCAGUCAGUGCAUGUUUUAUUUAAACUAAUCCCAUUGAUCUGCAAAGUUGUACUGUUGAAAAUCAAUUUAGUAACAAACAGUGAAGAGAUGUAAUCCAUAUGACAAAAUAGAGUGCACCAGGAUGUCAAACAGAUUUAACAGUGCCAGCUUAAGGAUUGCAUUAAAAUGCCUAAAAGUU
Molecule: messenger RNA, 6572 nt
Organism: Protopterus annectens (West African lungfish)
Lineage: Eukaryota; Metazoa; Chordata; Ceratodontiformes; Protopteridae
Gene: SLC26A2
Product: solute carrier family 26 member 2
Exons: 3
Coding region: 436-2619 (727 amino acids)
Biological process (GO): transmembrane transport
Cellular component (GO): membrane
Molecular function (GO): oxalate transmembrane transporter activity; bicarbonate transmembrane transporter activity; chloride transmembrane transporter activity
Source: RefSeq, a predicted model, not a curated record